Messenger RNA from Kwoniella botswanensis, 1896 nucleotides. RefSeq lists its product as uncharacterized. The transcript has a single exon. The coding region runs from base 1 to 1896 and encodes 631 amino acids. The record is from RefSeq and is a predicted model, not a curated record. Lineage: Eukaryota; Fungi; Basidiomycota; Tremellomycetes; Tremellales; Cryptococcaceae.
AUGACCUACUCAUCCUCGGCGCUCCCUCCUCCAGCUGUCUUCCUCCACCAAGAAACCCUCCAUGCCAUCCCUUUACCUCCCCUCGCAUCAUGGUUAAUAAGCUUGCGCAAACCCGAACAUCUCGUGAGAUUGAACGACCUCCUGCAGCGAUAUAAGACCCCUCAGAGUUAUCAUAGGAUAGAUGUUAGACUUAUAGAAAGCUCAGAGCUGCCACCUGGGAGUCCGGAUAGUCAAGUCGAGGAAUUGGAAGAAGAUAGGAAAGUGAGAAGGGGGAGUAGAGAGAUUGUAGAGUUGGAUAAAGGCAAUACGUUGGAAGAGUAUUGGUCGAGUAAACAUGGGCAAGGCCAGUCAACGGAAACAGCGGAUCAUAUUCAGAAGGCGAAUGGUGAUGGAGAUGAAUCUAGGAUGGGUAAGAUUGAUGAUGUUGAAUCAGGAUCAAGGCAAAAUAUAUCGAGCCAAUCUCAUACAGACAUAUCGAUUGAACAGGAACAAUCGGACACCAAAGUCGACACAACAACGUCGUCUCUUACGCAGACAGAAGUAGCUUUGAAAGCCCUACACCUCCCACCACCACCGUCUGAACCCCCUCAAUCGCCUAUUCCAACCUAUCCCCUACCUCCAAUCGGACCCACUCGUAAAGUCCGAGAACUACGCUUAGAUCUACGUACGUUGGACGCAGCAGCCCUGUUCGCACUGGAAACUUGGCGUAGGGAAGAAUUGGGUUUGGAGAAAUUGAGUAUGGAAUUUCCAGAUUCAGUAUGGUACAAAGAUCCCACUCCCACACCUUCGCCUCCGCCCAAGUCAAUAUAUACGUCGACAGGGAGAAAGAAAGGUAGACCUAGGAAACAUCGUACACCAAUUAUCGUCGAUCCGGAGGACGAAAUGACGGACGGCUUGGGAUUACAAGUUGGAGUAGUGAAUGAAGAAGUUCGGAAUAGUAUGAUGAAUGAAGACCAGGUUAAGGGGUACGAAAAUCUGGUUAAUACCCUUGAAACAAAUCAGGAACAAGAUGGUAAUAUCGGACCUAAAGAGGAGCCUCAAAUCGCGAUAAAAGUGCCUGAUAUAUCAGAAACGUUUGGCGAAUUGGCUCAGAAAGAUGAAGAGGUGGAAAAGGAGGAUGUACUGCCGGCUGAUAUGGAUGACGGUGCCGUGCAGCCGCGUAAAGGUGAUCGUUUUGAUGACGAACCAGUACCAGUGGAUAGUGUUGAUCAUCCUCAGCCUCCGGUCGAGGCAGAAGCUGGACCAUCUCGUGGUACCCCACUAUCACCUUCACCGGAUAUACUUCUCAAUGAUAUAUUCAACGAAAAAGAAGAUGACGACCCAGAUUUCGUUCCUCCUCCUUCACCUCCCGCUAGACGUCCUAGACCUAGGAGGAAUAGGAAAUCUCAAGUAGACGAACAUGAACAGGAAGGCGAUAAAGGUACAGUGAAAUUUGAUAUGGGCGUCUUCGAAAUACCCCAGCCUGAAAGAAGGACAAAGUCGCCACAGGUUAUUCUGGAUAAGACCAGCAAAUCGAGAUCAAAAUCAAGGUCAAGGUCAAAAUCGGUUUCUGUCGAAGUCGAAAUGAUUCCCGAAAUACCGACUGAAAUUCUGCACCAGGAGAAAGUACAAGCCUGUCGGUCACCAUCGAUAGAGCUUUUACCGAACCAACCUGAACUCCCAAAGUCUACAAAGAGACCCAGACGAUCUAACACGAUGUUGGUUUCCAUACCUCAUAGAUCACCUAAGAAAGCUAGGAUAUCUAAUGAUCCGCCGGCGAUGAUACACAAGACGAGCUCGAUAGCAAGAGCAAGAUCAAGAGCAAGAUUUGUAGUAGAAAUACCUAGUAAGAAGGCUGUUCCACCGGAUAGUGAGGAUGAAGAAGAAGAGUGGGGAUUCUUGAGAUCUUUUGGUUAG